Messenger RNA from Myotis davidii, 3180 nucleotides. RefSeq names its product somatostatin receptor 1 (gene SSTR1). Gene Ontology annotation, biological process: cellular response to estradiol stimulus; neuropeptide signaling pathway. Gene Ontology annotation, cellular component: membrane; neuron projection. Lineage: Eukaryota; Metazoa; Chordata; Mammalia; Chiroptera; Vespertilionidae. The annotation marks the transcript as partial. The transcript has a single exon. Gene Ontology annotation, molecular function: somatostatin receptor activity; neuropeptide binding. The record is from RefSeq and is a predicted model, not a curated record.
GGCGCCCAGAACGGGACCUUGAGCGAAGGCCAGGGCAGCGCCAUCCUCAUCUCCUUCAUCUACUCCGUGGUGUGCCUGGUGGGGCUGUGUGGGAAUUCCAUGGUCAUCUACGUGAUCCUGCGCUACGCCAAGAUGAAGACCGCCACCAACAUCUACAUCCUCAACCUGGCCAUUGCCGACGAGCUGCUCAUGCUCAGCGUGCCCUUCCUGGUCACCUCCACGCUGCUCCGCCACUGGCCCUUCGGCGCGCUGCUCUGCCGCCUCGUGCUCAGUGUGGACGCGGUCAACAUGUUCACCAGCAUCUACUGUCUGACCGUGCUCAGCGUGGACCGCUACGUGGCCGUGGUGCACCCCAUCAAGGCAGCGCGCUACCGCCGGCCCACUGUGGCCAAGGUGGUGAACUUGGGGGUGUGGGUGCUCUCGCUGCUGGUCAUUCUGCCCAUCGUGGUCUUCUCACGCACGGCGGCCAACAGUGACGGCACCGUGGCCUGCAACAUGCUCAUGCCCGAGCCCGCGCAGCGCUGGCUGGUGGGCUUCGUGUUGUACACGUUUCUCAUGGGCUUCCUGCUGCCCGUCGGGGCCAUCUGCCUGUGCUACGUGCUCAUCAUCACCAAGAUGCGCAUGGUCGCCCUCAAGGCCGGCUGGCAGCAGCGCAAGCGCUCCGAGCGUAAGAUCACCCUGAUGGUGAUGAUGGUGGUGAUGGUGUUCGUCAUCUGCUGGAUGCCUUUCUAUGUGGUGCAGCUGGUCAAUGUGUUCGCGGAGCAGGACGACGCCACCGUGAGCCAGCUGUCAGUCAUCCUCGGCUAUGCCAACAGCUGCGCUAACCCCAUCCUCUACGGCUUCCUCUCGGACAACUUCAAGCGCUCUUUCCAGCGCAUCCUGUGCCUCAGCUGGAUGGACAACGCCACGGAGGAGCCCGUGGACUACUACGCCACCGCCCUCAAGAGCCGCGCCUACAGCGUGGAGGACUUUCAGCCUGAGAACCUGGAGUCCGGGGGCGUCUUCCGCAAUGGCACCUGCACGUCCCGGAUCACAACUCUCUGAGCCGGGCCCUCGCAGGGGAGGGUGAGGACAAAGGGGAGCCGGGUGUGAGAGGUGAACGUAUCCCAGGGGGCAGGGUGCGGUGUGGCAAAGUGGGAAUAGGACACUGUGCGCUCCGGUCUUCGGCUGAAGAGACCUGGGAAAGGAGCACGACAGAGGUGGAAUCGGGCGUUUUGCGUGUAAACGGGGAAGGCUUGCGAGCCCCCUUCUCCACUCUCCCGCCUUCCUACAGGGCGUCUGUACUUCUGCACCCUCUACACUUCCCACUCUGUAACUUCGAUCUUUCCUGCCGCCCAGUCCUGCCUGUGCAGAUCCUGAACUCUUUACCGUCUCCAACUCAGGCCGCCAGCCGUGCUUUCUGUGUGUUUAAGCCUAGCCAGGGGUUUCCCGAGGGGUGAGUCCCAGCUGGCCCUCAGCCGCGCCCCUGCGCUGGCCAGAUUCCGCCUGGUGCCCCUAGCGGGGUCUGGAACCACCGCUCUCCCCCUUGCACCGCCCUAGUUUAAGGGAGACGGACUCCAGAGUGAACCGCGCAGCCGGCCCUUUCUCCUGCUCUACAGCGAGGCUGCGUCGCCCUCCGAGCCCCCUCGCCACUCCCACGCCACCCGGAGCGGAGCCAGGUGCUUAGCAAAAUCGGUCCCGCGCUUCGAGCCCCAGGCAUUGCGCGGCUCCCAUCCAAACCCCCUUUGGAGCCAAAAGGAGCUGAGAACAAGGGCCGAGGUUGGGGACGGGAAGAGGGAUUGUAAUGGAAGCCACCGCCUCCAGCCCCGCUUACCGCCGGGCUUUAGGUUUCAAAGACCGGCGCUCCUGGGCGCUGGUCUGCCUUAGGCCACCGAGGGCAGGGCGGACUUUCCACGAGGGCCGACUGGGAGCGUGGCUGCAGCUACACUAGGGUGUAUCCCUCACCCAAACGUCAGAGGUGCAGAUCUAAGAGCAGCGACAGACUCAGUUUCCUGCUCUGGUUUAUUCUAAGACAGAGCCCUGGGGCCGGGACCUCUGGUGCCGCCUACAGAGCCCUGGCCUUUCCCCGCUGUGUCGCCGCCACCUGCAGGCUAGAGAGUGGGCCUGUCAGGCCCCAAGGGUUGCCCCUUUCAAGCGGUGCCAAAUAAGUUAUUUUCCUGUUUAACAUACUUAUUUAUUUAUUUGUGGUGUUUGAAAAUUUCUCUGCUUUCCUUUUCUCUGUUUGCCAAGCCCAGGGCUUUUCCUCCAGGACACUGAGGGUGAGGGUGCAGUGUGUGUGUGUGUCUAAGGCUCCCUCAAAACCUCUCCUCUUUGCUGGUCCUCUUUUAUUAUCCUUUUCCAGCCUUUCUAUUUUUGCUUGUAUCCAGUGAGUUUGGAGAUUUUCUUAUACUUUCCUUAUGUAGUCUCUUGUUUGUCUUAUAAUAAAUAAAUGAUUAUGUGGGUUAGCCUCCUCUCAUGCAGAGUGAAAAGCUCUGUACUCCUUGCUUUCAGCAUCACCUUGUAUAUGAUUUGGGUAUGCAUAAUAUAUAUUUACAUAUUAUGUAUAUUUGUUUAUCUUGCUCCAUUGUCACGAGUCCAUAAAAUAGCUCCCAAAUAGAGCCACUAACAAUAACAGGUGUAAGGCUGGCUGAACCACUUUCAGAUAAGGGGGUGCAAGCAGCACUCAAACCUGGAACUCCGAAGUCUGAUUCAGAUAGACUUGAUCCAUGUUGAGGAUGUCCCUGCUUCCUCUAGUUUUCCGCAUAGGUGAGUCCAACACACAGUCCAGUUCACAUCAUUAUUCUUUUAAAGACAUUGAAAAUGUAGUAAGUUGUGUCUGUAUUUAAUCUUACAAACUACAUUGGAAGCCUGAGCAGGACAAGGACCAAUAAUUUUACUUCUUUGUAUUUCCUGUAUUGUUUUAGUAUACUGGCUUGUACAUAGUAGGCACUAAAUACGUGUUUGUUGGUUGAGGGCUUAGGUUAGCCAGAGUGCAUUACAGCGAUCCAUCGGGAGGUGGUAGGUCUGGGGCUCUCGGGUCUACCAUUGACAUGAUACACAAUGGUUGAGAUCACUCUGGAAAAAGAUGUUUCUGUAUAUUUCCUUCAAGAACAUUGUGCUUUCCUGAAAGCAGUAACCAAGAGUUCAAAUGCCCCUUAUGUUUAGUUUAAACUAAUUAACAAAUAUGCUUUUGGUUCUAAA